Molecule: messenger RNA, 1411 nt
Organism: Phytophthora sojae
Lineage: Eukaryota; Oomycota; Peronosporomycetes; Peronosporales; Peronosporaceae
Exons: 2
Coding region: 126-1307 (393 amino acids)
Molecular function (GO): 5'-flap endonuclease activity
Source: RefSeq, a predicted model, not a curated record
CAGCAGGAUUGCUCUUUUGCGGAUGUCGCGCUAAUAGUGUGUCUACUGCUACUGAACUUGCUCCAGCUAACGCUUUGCUGAGCAAAAUUCAUUUUCUUACGUCGGGGGAGAAGGAAGCCACGCGGAUGUUUGUCCAAGUGUGCGUUCUGGCUGGUUGCGACUUCAUCGACUCGCUUCCAAACGUGGGCUUUGCAACGGCAGUGAAGCACAUCUUCAACUUCCGCGGUGCACCUGCACACUUGCGCGUCCAGCGGCUAGUGAGCAAGCUGUCAAGCUCGGGCACAAAAAUCCCCAGCGACUUCAUGCAGCAGUUUCUGAAGGCUGAAACAAUCUUCUUCCACCACAUCGUCUUCAACCCCAAGAAGCGCAGUUGCGAGUUCCUCAUCAGCGAAAAGCACAACAACAGCUUCCCCGACAUCCUCGAGCGCGCAAAGGAAUCGCUGGGCAUCGCGUCACCUGGAGACAAAGACGAAGUGGAUCUGACGUCCAUCGCCCAACAGCAAGACCUGCACGCAGCUGCGACCUCCACGAAGAGCUUCCUUGGGCAAAUUCGCUCGCGUGAGGUCGUGGAGCAGAUUUAUCAAGGUGAAGUGUGUCCUCGAACACUCCGCAACCUCUCGAAGAGUCCUACAAGCUCGCAAACGGUCCAAUACUCUGGCGGGUAUCGAUCAAGUCAACGAGUGGUCAAUCACGCGGCCGAGUUGCCAACUCUUGAUGGAGAUGGUGGACGCAACGGCGACUCCGACGAAGACCAGCAGGGUCUGUCCCCGACGGCGACUCGGCAAGCAGUCAAGAAGUCUGCACCAGUUAUGACCGCGCAGCAACUUGAGAACAAGAAGCGCGCACAGGCGCAGGAGCGGGAAUCAUCGAUUCAGAACUUGGUCAACAUCUACAGGAAAAAUGCACCGCCAACUGCUCCUUCGACCAACGGCGAGCAGCGAUGGAUGACGUUGGCAACCCGCACCAGAGCUGCUGAAGGCACGGCCCCCUCAAGUGCCGAUGCGUCUUCAUCUUCAGCGCACAUCCUGUCAUCCACAACGACAGCGGUCAAGGUGUCGAAAGUUACCGCUACCUCGAUGAAAGACCUCGUCAUGAAGCACUCGCAGUCGGUUCAAGCGUCAAAGUCGCCCGAGGUGCAGGCGGCACCAACGAAGACUGUACCGCAAAGCGCCCCCGAGUCUAGAAAGAGGUCACGACCGGCUGCAAAGCCUGCCGCCAACAGUGCACGAAAGGCUCGGACACUCACGUCCAAGUCGGGUCCCAGCAGCGGUAGGAAAACUCUGCUGGACUUCUUCAAGCAAGGGUGACGGUGAACCUGUAGACAGAACCUGAAGGUAGUGUCGAUGAAUUAACGCAAAUGCACGAGUACUCACGCAUACAAACGCUUCAUGUUGUCCCCAUGCUUCCCUUC